GCUGCGCGCCCCGCCGAGCCGGCGCCGAGAUGGCGGCGCUGACGAGUGCAGAGCGGCCGCGCCGGGGUCCGCGGGGGACGAAGCUGAUCCUCCGCGGCUGAGCCCCCGAGCCGCCCUCGAGGCAGGCGCCCAGUCGCCGGGGCCCGGGACAUGGUGCGAUCCGCGCCGCGCAGCCGCCGCCGCUGCCGCUGAACUCGGGAGCCGCGCCGGGCUCGGACGUGGGAGCGGGAAGAUGUUUUCCGCGCUCAAGAAGCUGGUGGGGUCGGAGCAGGCUCCGGGCCGCGACAAGAACAUCCCGGCUGGGCUGCAGUCCAUGAACCAGGCGCUGCAGAGGCGCUUCGCCAAGGGGGUGCAGUACAACAUGAAGAUCGUGAUCCGAGGGGACAGGAACACGGGCAAGACAGCCCUGUGGCACCGGCUGCAGGGCAAGAAGUUCGUGGAGGAGUACAUCCCCACGCAGGAGAUCCAGGUCACCAGCAUCCACUGGAGCUACAAAACCACUGACGAUAUCGUGAAAGUUGAAGUCUGGGAUGUGGUUGACAAAGGAAAAUGCAAGAAGCGAGGCGAUGCCUUGAAGAUGGAGAAUGAACCCCAGGAGGCGGAGUCCGAGAUGGCCCUGGAUGCCGAGUUCCUGGACGUGUACAAGAACUGCAACGGGGUGGUCAUGAUGUUCGACAUCACCAAGCAGUGGACCUUCAACUACAUUCUCCGGGAGCUUCCCAAAGUGCCGACGCACGUGCCUGUGUGCGUGCUGGGGAACUACCGCGACAUGGGCGAGCACCGCGUCAUCCUGCCCGACGACGCGCGAGACUUCAUCGACAACCUGGACAGGCCCCCAGGGUCUUCUUACUUCCGCUACGCCGAGUCCUCCAUGAAGAACAGCUUCGGGCUCAAGUACCUGCACAGGUUCUUCAACAUCCCAUUCCUGCAGCUCCAGAGAGAGACGCUGCUGCGGCAGCUGGAGACGAACCAGCUGGACAUCGAUGCCACGCUGGAGGAGUUGUCCGUGCAGCAGGAGACCGAGGACCAGAACUACGACAUCUUCCUCGAGAUGAUGGAGGCCCGCAGCCGUGGCCACGCGUCCCCGCUGGCCACCAACGGGCAGAGUCCAUCCUCGGGCUCCCCAUCUCCUGUGGUGCCUCUGAGUGCAGUGUCCACGGGGAGCUCCAGCCCCAGCACACCCCAGCCGGCUCCGCAGCCGCCCCUCCAGGCCCCCUCGGCUUGCCCGGGGCCCCCCUGCCCCUCGGAGGCGCCGCCAGCCCCCGCGCACCCCCUGGUCCCCGCGGCACCCCCGCGGCGCAGCAUCAUCUCGCGGCUGUUCGGGACCUCGCCGGCGGCCGAGGUGGCCCCUUCACCCCCAGAGCCGGCCCCAGCUUCAGAGGCCCCGGCAAGAGUCCAGAACGUGGAGGACUUUGUUCCUGACGACAGUCUUGACCGCAGCUUCCUGGAGGACGUAGCCCCCCCAAAGGAUGAAAAGAAAGUUGGAGCCAAGGUCCCGCAGGACAGUGACAGUGAUGGGGAGGCCCCAGGAGGGAACCCAAUGGUGGCGGGUUUCCAGGACGACGUGGACCUUGAAGAUAAGCCGCCUAGUAGGCCCCUGCCCCCCACGGGCCCCAUCCCCAGGGAGCACAUCACUCUGUCGAGCGAGGAGGAAGAGGUGGCGGCAGGGCGCCACGAGGCCACCGUCCUGGCCCCCCAGAAGUGCUCUGAACCAGGGACCAAACGUUCCUCCACGAAGGCCUCGAGGCCACACCAGGACGCAGCUCCCAAGGCCACAGAGCCCCACUGGCCAGGUGGCACUGAGGGCUCCUCUCCGGGGCUGGAGGACGGGGGGGACAAGCAGGUGUCAUCGGAGAGUGACCCCGAGGGGCCUAUUGCCGCCCAGAUGCUCUCCUUCGUCAUGGACGACCCUGACUUUGAGAGUGACUCAGAUGCUCAACGGAGAGCGGGUGAGUUCCCGGUGCGAGAGGACCUCUCGGACGUGACGGAUGAGGAAGCCGGCCCUGUCCAGCCACCCCCGCCCCCCAAACCCCCUGCCCCCUCCUUCAGACUGAAGAACGACUCGGAUCUCUUCGGGUUGGGGCUGGAGAACACAGGCCGCAAGGAGAGCAGCGAGGAAGAUAAGGAGGGCAGGCCUCCCUCGAAGGAGAAGAAGAAAAAGAAGAAGAAGACCAGAGAGGAGGAAGAGAAGGCCGCGAAGAAGAAGAGCCGGCGGAAGAAGAGCAGGGACCAAGCGGAGGACAAGGGUCGGGAGGAGCGGCGGCGGCGGCGGGGCACAGAGAGGCCUGCGGUCGACGAGCUGGAGGCCUUCCUGGGGGGCGGGGCCCCGGGCGGCCACCUCCGCGGGGGCGGCGAUUACGAGGAGCUCUAGGCCUGGCGCGCAGACUGCAGGGCGCUCCGCGUGUGCUGGGGGCGCUGGGCCUGCCCUGCGGGGAGGGGCAGCCGGCCCCCAGCGCUUCUCAGGGAUGGGACUGAGGCCGAGGAAGCCCGUGAGGCUGUUUGCAGGGUUGGGGCAAUGUUCCCGUCGCCCGCCCGGCCCCUGCUUGCCCUCGGCCCGCCGCACGCACUCACCCAGGCCCGCUGCAUGCAGCGGCCUCCGCUUCAGCUGUGCCGGCUCUGCAGACCUCUGGUCCCCAGACCCUUGGGGCACCUGUGCGCAGAGGGCAGGCGGCGCUGGCGCGUCUCUGGGGGCAGCUCUUUCCAGGCACGGCGACCAGCUUUGCACCCGCACCUGAGCUCGGGCGUGCGCGGGCCAAGCGGGGAGGCCCACAACACUCGUGUUCUUUUGUUGUCCUUGCACACCGCUCGGACCAUAAAGCUCUCCUGUUUUACUGCG
This is a messenger RNA of Lagenorhynchus albirostris (white-beaked dolphin), 2836 nucleotides long. RefSeq names its product RAB, member RAS oncogene family like 6 (gene RABL6). NCBI's taxonomy places the organism in Eukaryota, Metazoa, Chordata, Mammalia, Artiodactyla, Delphinidae. The record is from RefSeq and is a predicted model, not a curated record. Gene Ontology annotation, cellular component: cytosol; nucleus. Bases 233 to 2371 code for a protein of 712 amino acids. Gene Ontology annotation, molecular function: GTP binding. The transcript has 15 exons.